This is a messenger RNA of Pelecanus crispus (Dalmatian pelican), 1129 nucleotides long. The record is from RefSeq and is a predicted model, not a curated record. Lineage: Eukaryota; Metazoa; Chordata; Aves; Pelecaniformes; Pelecanidae.
GUGAAGAAUGGCCCUACGUACAACUGUACAGAAUGUAGCUGUGUCUUCAAAAGCUUGGGUAGUUUAAAUACACAUAUCAGCAAGAUGCACAUGGGUGGUCAACAGAAUUCUGCAAGCUCUUCGACAGAUGUAUCUCAUGUUACAGCGGACUCUGUCACCCAGCCUUUAACAACAUCUCCUGCUAAUCUCUUGCAACCUGUUGAUAACAAAUGGAAGAAUGCCACACAUUUUCGGUCUCCACUUCUUCAACAGACAGAAAACCAGGUGUCUUCAGCUACUGCUCAACAGGGUCAGCAGGCUGUAACUGAUGUCAUCCAGCAACUCCUUGAGUUAUCAGAACCAGGUCCUGUAGAAAAUAACCAGCCUCAACAACCUGGUCAGCAGCUCAACAUUGCAGUGGGAAUCAAUAGAGAUAUUUUGCAGCAAGCUUUAGAGAACAGUGGGUUGUCUUCAAUUCCCGUCUCUGCACAUUCUACUGACUGCAGCCAGGCCAAGACUCCUGGGGCCCAGGAUCAGAACCCAGACGUCCAGACUCUCUCAAAUCAUCAGGCUGACUCUAAUAAUGGAGAACAAGAUAAGGAGCAAGAGAGUACAGAUAAACUGGAUAAAAAAGAAAAAAAGGUUAUUAAGAAAAAAUCACCGUUUUUACCUGGUUCUAUACGUGAAGAAAAUGGAAUAAGGUGGCAUGUUUGUCCAUACUGCUCUAAAGAAUUUAAAAAACCAAGUGAUUUAGUGCGCCACAUUCGCAUUCAUACCCAUGAGAAGCCAUUCAAGUGUCCCCAGUGUUUCCGCGCCUUUGCUGUUAAGAGUACUCUCACAGCGCACAUAAAAACCCAUACUGGCAUUAAGGCUUUCAAGUGCCAAUUUUGUAUGAAGUGCUUUUCCACCUCAGGGAGUUUAAAAGUUCAUAUUCGUCUACAUACAGGUGUUAGGCCUUUUGCUUGUCCUCACUGUGACAAAAAGUUUAGAACAUCAGGCCACCGGAAAACUCAUAUUGCUUCACAUUUUAAACAUACCGAACUAAGAAAGCUGCGACAUCAACGUAAACCUGCAAAAGUUCGAGUAGGAAAGACGAGUGUUCCAGUACCAGAUAUUCCUUUGCAAGAGCCCAUACUCAUAACUGAUUUAG